CAGGUUCCCCGCCCCCCCCGCUGUAAAACUCCGGCCAGGGGGCAGCCCCCGGCACAGGACCCCCCAGGGGGUAACCCCCCGGCUGCUGCCCGGGGGCCAGGCCCGGGAGCCCCCCCGAGGGCGCGGCGUCGGCUCUGCCCUGGGCCCCGGCGAGUGUCGCGCCCCCCCGGGCCCUGUGUGAGACCCGCCGGUCUGGUGGGUUGGGGGGGGGCUGGGAGCCCGGACGCCUGGGUUCCCCCCCCCCCGCGCUGUCUGCGACACGCUGGGCCGCAGGCGGGGACGAGGCGUUUGCACCCAGAGCCGGGGGGGUGACCCCCCUCCCACCCCCAGCCGUGGGGCGCGGCCGGGCAGAAGGUUCGCUCGGUCCCGCCCUGGAGCUGCCCAUAAAACCCCGCCGGGCCCGGCCCCGCCGCGACUCGGGAGCGUAAUGGACUGUAACCGGGCAGCGGCUGUUGGCCCGGACCUCAAGAAACAUGAUGAAGGGAAGAAAGUGGGGCACCCCACCAAACACAAGGACGAGCACGGAUCCUCCUCGGACUCCAGCAGCAGCUCCAGUGAGAGCAGCGGGGAGCACCAUGGCAAGCCCCACUGCCCGGGCCACGAGCACAAGAAGAAGAAGAAGGAGAAGAAGCUGAACAAGGAGAAGAAGCCGCCGAAGGAGAAGUCCAAGGAAAAGAAGAGCCACUGAUGCCAGCACCAGGACUGGCUGCGUCUGGCCCACACUGCACACCUGGCGCUGGGCAGAGACCCGGCCCGAGAGCAGGGCUGGGAGGAGAACCAGCAGCUCAGCCGGGCACCCGCUGCCCUUAUCUGUCCCUUUGGAGCCUGCCCUUUGGAGCCUUAAUUGGAAAUAAACAAGGGUGGGUCUGA
Molecule: messenger RNA, 870 nt
Organism: Caretta caretta (loggerhead turtle)
Lineage: Eukaryota; Metazoa; Chordata; Testudines; Cheloniidae
Gene: C23H19orf33
Product: chromosome 23 C19orf33 homolog
Source: RefSeq, a predicted model, not a curated record